Messenger RNA from Pseudozyma flocculosa PF-1, 3084 nucleotides. RefSeq lists its product as uncharacterized. Gene Ontology annotation, biological process: regulation of DNA-templated transcription; DNA-templated transcription; chromatin remodeling. NCBI's taxonomy places the organism in Eukaryota, Fungi, Basidiomycota, Ustilaginomycetes, Ustilaginales, Ustilaginaceae. The transcript is spliced from 3 exons. The record is from RefSeq and is a predicted model, not a curated record. Gene Ontology annotation, molecular function: protein binding; nucleosome binding. Bases 1 to 3084 code for a protein of 1027 amino acids. Gene Ontology annotation, cellular component: HIR complex; nucleus.
AUGUCCAUCGUCCUGCCCGACUGGGUCGCCCACUACGGAGACGACAAAAAGGUUAAGCGCGGCACCAUCUUUAGCGUCUCCGUUCACCCAGACGGCAGCCGCGUCGCAACCGCCGGCAUCGACUCCAAGAUCCGCAUCUGGGCCACCGCUCCCAUCCUCUCGGCCGACGAGUACGCCCAGCCGGGCACCCACAAGCUCCUCUCCACCCUCGACCGACACACCGGCAGCGUCCUCGUCGUCCGCUGGUCCAACUCGGGCCGCUUCCUCGCCUCGGGCUCCGACGACACCAUCGCCCUCAUAUGGGACAUUGACACCACCGGCAUGGGCAUCGGCGGCAGCUUUGGCUCCACCGAGGUCAACAUCGAGUCCUGGAGGCCCCACCGCAGGCUCGUCGGCCACGAGUCCGACGUCGCCGACAUUGCCUGGUCCACCGACGACGAGUUCAUCGCCACCGUCGGCCUAGACUCGCUCGCUUUCGUCUGGUCCGGCACCACCUUCGAGCGCCUGCGCAAGAUCGACGGACACCAGGGCUUUGUCAAGGGCGUCGCCUUUGACCCGCUCGGCCAGUACCUCGCCACCGCCUCAGACGACAAGACGGUCAAGGUGUGGAAGACCGAGGACUGGAGCCUCGCCGCCGACAUCUCGGCCCCCUUUACCACCAGCCCAUCCUCGACCUUUUUCCGCAGGCCCAGCUGGUCGCCCGACGGCAGCUUCCUCACCUGCGCCAACGCCAUGAGCGGGCCCGUCUUUGUCUCGAGCGUCGUCAAGCGCGUCGACUGGAACAGCGACGUCUCGUUUGUCGGCCACGAGAACUCGGUCAUUGUCACCGCCUUCAGCCCAAAGAUCUUUGCCGGCUUCGACGGCGGCAGCCACUCGUGCGUCGUCGCGCUCGGCUCCAUGGACCAGAGCGUGUCGAUCUGGGUCACCGGCCUCGACCACCCCGUGCUCGUGGCCAGGGAUCUCUUCAACCGGCACGUCAUGGACCUCUCCUGGUCAUCGGACGGCUACACCCUGUACGCGUCGUCGUCGGACGGCACCGUGGCAGUCAUCACGCUGACGCCCGAGAUCCUGUCCGAGGCGCUCAGCGAGGAGCGGCUGCAGGCGUCGCGGGCCAAGCAUGGGUACAAGCGGGCCCGGGCCGCGCUGCCCUCGCACAUCUCCAACCAGUCCGUCGGCACGCUCGAGCGACCCAAUGUGCUUCAGGUGCGCAAGGCCGGGCGCGCCGUCCCUUCGCCUUCGCCCGCCGUCCGACCGGCAGCCAGCCGCACCGAGCGCCUCAAGCAGGAGAUCACCAUCACCCGGGACGGCAAGAGGCGCAUCAAGCCAACGCAGAUCAGCAGCGACGGCUUCGCCACCGACACGGCCAUCCAACCUGCGUACGGCCACGUCAAUGGUCACGCCGCCUCGGCAGCGGCUGGGCCAUCCCAGGGCGGCUCGGAGCUUGCGCGCCGACCCUCGUCGUCGUCGCGCAUGAUGAUGCCGCGAGGAGGCUCGCCGGGGCCGGGGGUGGAAGAGGCCAUGACCAGGAUGAUGUCGAUGUUUGUGCAGACGCAGCAGCAGCUCCAGCAGCAGCAGGCGCAGCAGUUCCAGCAGCUCCUCGAAGCGCAGCAGCAGGCCCAGGCGCGCGCGCAAGAGCAGCAACAGCAGCCGCAACGGCCGCAGGAGGGCGCAAUCGAAGUCGACGCAGACGCCACUGCCCCGCCGUCGACCGAGACGCGCGGCGAGAAGCGAAAGGCCGCGUUCGGCGACGAGGACAUUGAGCCGCUCAGCAAGAUCCCGCGGAGCCGGACCAAGGCCGAGAUCGGCAGGACGCUCGGUGGCGAGACGCCGAGGGAGCCGGUGGGACGCACGGUGGCACUGCGGCGGCGCAUCGAGGGGUCGGUGGGCAUCGUCGAGGACGGCGUGCACCGAGGAGUCCGCCUGGCGGUGCCCGAGCUGCUCAACGUCUACCGGCGCGACGAGGAGCACGGCACCGUCGAGAUCCGCAACUUUGACGCCAGCCGGCCGAGCGAGAUUGCGCUCCUCGACGGCAGCGAGAGCGACUCGGUCGUCUGGCUCGACUUUUCGCCGUCGCCGGGCAUCCUGGCCACGGCGACGCCCCACUUUUCCGCCGUGGCGCUCGAGGACAGCAGCGUCCUGAUCUACUCGCCAAAGGGGCGGCGGACGGGCAACCUCUUCCUCGACUCGCCCUGCUUCCGCCUGGAGAGCAACGGCAACGUGCUGAUGGCCAUCACGGUGAGCGGGCUGAUGCACCGCUGGGACAUCCGGGCCGACCGCGAGAUCCACCGGCCUGUCUCGGUGCUCCACGUGCUGGGCGAUCCGGCCAACCUGGUCUCGGCGUCGAUCCACGCCAACGGCGCGCCCAUCAUCCUGCUGCGCACGGAAAAGGUCUACACGUUCGACGACCGCAAGCUCGGCUGGGUGUGCGUGGGCGAUGGCUGGUUCGCCGACCACUCGAUGGCCUGGGACGGCAAGACGCGCGGCCGCGGGACGGACAAUGCCAUCGCGCGCGACCCGGUCAAGGCCAUCGAGGCCGAGAUCAACAACCUGGUGGUGGCGCGCAGCCAGCGCGAGUCGCCCGUCGCCGCCCCUGCAGCUUCUGCCGCCGACAGGGAGGGCGGAGACGGUAACCAAGGUGAUGCGGACGGCGGCGAGCGGGCCGGUAGCGGCGGCAGCGGCGGCAGCGGCGACGACGGCAACGCCGACGCGCAGCGACCGGCCCGGAUGCAGGUGCCGAGCGAGCGGGAAGACGACUUCAAGCUGGCCGUGACGCUGCGCCACCUCGAGACGCGCAUGCUGGCGGCCGUGAUUUUCGGCAGCGCCAGCGAGUACAAGCUGCACCUGAUGGCCUACGCGCGGUGGCUGGGCGAGGAAGAGAUCCGCAACCAGAGCGAGGACCUGAUCAAGAGCCUCAUCGGGCCCAUCUACCACAAACCCGGUCUGGACGACGAGUGGGAACCGACGAUUCUGGGACACGACAAGAGGCAGCUGCUCGGAACCGUGCUCCAGGUGCUCGCCAAACCGCGCCUCCUCACCGGCCUCGUACAGCCCUACCAGGAAAUCCUGGCACAGAUGAAGACCUGA